CUCGCUUUUCCUUCGUUCACUUACGGAACAUGUCGCCAUUGGAGAAAUUUACUGAUGUCAUUGUAUAUUCACAGUGGGCAGAUUGAUAAAGCAACAAUCAAGCAUGCAAAUUAUACAUACAAAUUUAGUUCACGAACACUGGAGCACCAGCAUGAAACAGCACCUCUCCCUUUUGAUCUUGUUUAGCUGUCUCCGUGCAGCUUUUUCAGUCGAGCGACUCUGUUCGAACCCCGACACGGGCGUCUUCAUUGGUCUCGCAGUGGACGAAAAGGUCUACGUAUCCGUCCCAGGAGGCCCGGAUCCUGAUACAGGUAAAAUUCAGUCAUGGAAUUUAGUCGACGAAGACUCGAUUGGGCCCAGUCACUCCUUUACUGGACGCUAUCUGCAGGUGGUCCCGGAUGAGGGACGAGUUUACCCAAGUCGAGGCGAGCACCUAACAGACUUGAAGCAAUUAGAAAACAAUAGUCCAUACGUGGCUUUUCGUCUCGAUGUUUCCAAAGAAGGAGCCGGUUGGCACACACUAUUUUUGCGCUGGACGGGAGGCGAUACUGUUGGUGGCGGUGAUUCUGUCUUUGUCAGUCUGCACAGUCUUUCCAAAAGUAAAUCCGCCAUUGCAGGACACCGAAGUCUAAAACCUCUAAAAGUUCCCAUCGACUCCACGUUUCGAAAUUUUGCGGGUUGUUGUUACGAUAUGCAGACACACGCCUGUCCUUGCCAGAAAUCACAGCCUACCAACGAGACUUGUCCGAAUUACAUAGUCCGGGAAGAAGCUGCCAAAUUUGGUGCUCAAUGCAGUGUAGGCCCGGGAGUGAUGGAGUUUGUCGAUUCACCGCAAUGGUAUCUGUAUGCCGGGCAAGAGGUCGGAAAUGUGAUGGACUUUGAUGCGGAGCCGUGGGAUGCCACCUGUGAAGCCGAAGGAAGCGAUACGGCUGAUUCGGGACGCGACUAUGCCUCGUGGAACAUUCCCAAAGGCGAAUUUGAGUUGCGCAUCUAUGCCCGCGAAGACGGUACGGCUGUGGAUGCAAUUUACAUCGCUGGACCUAAUGGAAAAGCUCCUGGACUUUUGCAAAAGUUUGGGGUGGGUGACAGCACUAUCUGCACCAGAAGUGGCUCGAGUGGUUUAGGAUCUGCUCUGCGUACUUCUGGCUUCAUCCUUCUAAUCGCAGGUGUUGUGUUGGGGGCAUUGGUGGCCGUAGCCAAGACGGAUCAAGGAAGCGCAGCAAUGCACGAAGUUUUACAGCAUAUAUCACAGCGACGUGUACCAAAUCCUUCGGUGUCCAGCGAUGGGAUCAUGAAUACAUACUCGGAGCUUCGCUUACAAGAUACGAUUUAGAAUUCUUUGGUACUUCGCAGUGAUAAAACUAUGCUCACAUUUUAUUGAUGGC
Messenger RNA from Phaeodactylum tricornutum CCAP 1055/1, 1385 nucleotides. Its product is annotated as cell surface protein. The coding region runs from base 104 to 1333 and encodes 409 amino acids. The record is from RefSeq and is a predicted model, not a curated record. The transcript has a single exon. Lineage: Eukaryota; Bacillariophyta; Bacillariophyceae; Surirellales; Neidiaceae.